AUGAAUGAACCAGUGUUAGUUAGUAUUGAAAUACCAGAAAAUCUACAAAUAAUCAAUGGAAAGAAUAUAGAGAAGAAAGAUAUUAAUAAAUUUAAUAUUCCAUCAACAAUAAGUAAAAUAGGAUAUAGAUGUUUUAGUUGUUGUGGAUCAUUAACAACAAUUAAUAUACCAACAAAUGUUAUUAAAAUAGGAAAUGAAUGUUUUUAUGGAUGUUCAUCAUUACAAUCAAUUAAUAUACCAACAAAUGUUAUUAAAAUAGGAGAUAAAUGUUUUGAAGGAUGUUCAUCAAUAACAACAAUUAAUAUACCAACAUCAAUUACAUCAAUAGGAGAUUGGUGUUUCAACAGAUGUUCAUCAAUAACAUCAAUUAAUAUACCAACAUCAAUUAAAACAAUAGGAGAUCAAUGUUUUAAUGGAUGUUCAUCAUUACAAUCAAUUAAUAUACCUACAAGUAUUAGUGAAAUAGGAAAAGAAUGUUUUUCAGGAUGUUCAACAUUAACAACAAUUAAUAUACCAACAUCAAUUAAAUACAUAGGAAAUUAUUGUUUUAAAGGAUGUUCAUCAUUACAAACAAUUAAUAUACCAACAUCAAUUACAUCAAUAGGAGAUCAAUGUUUUAAUGGAUGUUCAUCAUUACAAUCAAUUAAUAUACCAACAAAUGUUAGUGAAAUAGGAUAUUAUUGUUUUUCAGGAUGUUCAUCAUUACAAACAAUUAAUAUACCAACAACAAUCACAUCAAUAGGAGUUGGAUGUUUUGAAUAUUGUUCAUCAUUACAAUCAAUUAAUAUACCAACAACAGUUAAAUACAUAGGAGAUCAAUGUUUUAAAGGAUGUUCAUCAUUACAAACAAUUAAUAUACCAACAUCAAUUACAUCAAUAGGAAAAAAAUGUUUUUAUAAAUGCUCAUCAAUAACAAGAAUUGAUAUAGCAGAGAUACACUAUGUUAGUGAAGAAAGAAUAUUUAUGAAUGAACCAGUAUUAAUAAGUUUUGAAAUACCAGAAAAUCUACAAAUAAUCAAUGGAAAGAAUAUAGAGAAGAAAGAUAUUAAUAAAUUUAAUAUUCCAUCAACAAUUAGUAAAAUAGGAAAUGAAUGUUUUAGUUGUUGUGGAUCAUUAACAAUAAUUAAUAUACCAACAUCAAUUACAUCAUUUGGGUAUGGAUGUUUUGAAUAUUGUUCAUCAAUACAAUCAAUUAAUAUACCAACAACAAUUAAAACAAUAGGAGAUUGGUGUUUCAACGAAUGUUCAUCAUUACAAACAAUUAAUAUACCAACAUCUGUUAAUGAAAUAGGAUAUGGAUGUUUUUAUGGAUGUUCAUCAAUAACAACAAUUAAUAUACCAUCAUCAAUUAUAUCAUUUGGACGUGGAUGUUUUUAUAAAUGUGGAUGUGAAGAAGAAUUAAAGAAAAAUAAAAGAAUACCAAAAUAUUGUUUUGAUAAAUGGUAG
Molecule: messenger RNA, 1446 nt
Organism: Entamoeba dispar SAW760
Lineage: Eukaryota; Evosea; Mastigamoebida; Endamoebidae
Exons: 1
Coding region: 1-1446 (481 amino acids)
Source: RefSeq, a predicted model, not a curated record